Knipowitschia caucasica is the source of this 264-nucleotide messenger RNA. The record is from the annotation of a GenBank genome assembly. Lineage: Eukaryota; Metazoa; Chordata; Actinopteri; Gobiiformes; Gobiidae.
AUGGAGGAGGUGAUGGAGGAGGAGAUGGAGGAGGUGAUGGAGGAGGUGAUGGAGGAGGUGAUGGAGGAGGUGAUGGAGGAGGUGAUGGAGGAGGUGAAGGAGGUGAUGGAGGAGGUGAUGGAGGAGGUGAUGGAGGAGGUGCUGGAGGAGGUGAUGGAGGAGGUGCUGGAGGAGGUGAUGGAGGAGGUGAUGGAGGAGGUGAAGGAGGUGCUGGAGGAGGUGAAGGAGGUGCUGGAGGAGGUGCUGGAGGUGGUGAUGAGGUGA